GAAUGGACUUAUAUAUAUACUCCCUCUUCAUUUUGGGUGUAUUUGUCCUGCGCCUUGAAGGUCUUUAAGCCCUAAGCUCUGUGAAUUCAGUGAUAUGGGGUCCUGCACCGGAAGUUCAUUCAGGCUGGGAAUGGGUGCCCGUCGGGCAAUGGAUCAUCCUGAUCCUUCUUCCAUUGGUGAGGAUUACUGGGAACUAGUUGAUGAAACGGCUCGAGAAGUCCUGAAUUAUGUCCACCCGACUAUGGACUCCGAGGAGAAGCGGAAGGACGUUAUUGAGUUCAUGCAGAACCUCAUCAGAGGUUGUGCUCCUUGUGAGGUCUUCCCGUAUGGUUCAGUACCACUGAAGACAUAUCUUCCCAAUGGAGACAUAGAUUUAACUGCUCUAAGUGAUCCUACCAUCGAGGAAUCUUUGGCACAAAAUAUCCUAGCCAGUUUGCAGGCAGAAGAACAGAAACAAAACACCGAGUAUGAUGUCAGGGAUACUCAAUUCAUCAAUGCUGAGGUUAAAAUUGUUAGAUGUGUUGUUCAAAAUAUUGCAAUUGAUAUAUCCUUUAAUCAGCUAGGGGGGCUUUGCACUCUUUGUUUCCUUGAGCAGAUAGAUCGCAUUGUUGGAAAAAAUCACCUUUUCAAGCGAACACUUAUGCUGAUAAAGUGUUGGUGUUACUAUGAAAGCCGGAUACUCGGUGCUCAUCAUGGCCUGCUAUCGACAUAUGCAUUGGAAAUACUUGUCUUGUAUAUCUUCCAACUCUUCCAUGCAUCCUUAAACACUCCUGUCGUGGCUCUCUAUAGAUUUUUGGACUACUAUAGCAAAUUUGAUUGGGGGAAGUAUUGUGUCAGUCUGAAUGGGCCAGUUCGUAUAUCAUCCCUCCCUGACAUAGUGGUUGAAUUGCCUGACAAUGGAAAGACAAAUCUAUUGCUUGCUGAAGAACUUUUGCGGGACUGUAUGGAAAUGUUCGCAGUUCCAUCAAGGGCCCCUGAAAGUAACAAAAGGGUAUUUCAACAAAAAUAUCUUAAUAUAGUUGAUCCAUUGAAGGAGAACAACAAUGUCGGCCGAAGUGUUCAUAAAGGUAAUUACCACCGCAUAUGCUUUGCUUUUAAGUACGGGGUCAGGAAGCUCGGCCAAAUCCUUUUAUUACCACCUGAUAACAUUGGAAAUGUGAUGAAAAAGUUCUUUUGGAACAACAUCUUAAUCGAUGGAUUGACUUCUGUGGCUAGCCUAGAGAAUUCCUCCCUAAGUAUUGGUGGUGACAGCUCUAUAAUAUUGUCUUCACCUUCACCUGCUGACUAUUUCUCCGACAAUGAUUUUGAGCAUGAUAAUUUUGAAACUGAAGAUAUUAAGUUCACUUCAUUAUCAUCAUCUCCUUCAUUAUUAGUAAAUGAGUCACAGAGUAAAUUAAUUCCUAAACAUGGAAGCUGCAAUGAUGAUGAGAGUGACAAAGUUGAGGAUUCAGAAGUUUGGAACCCCUUAGCAGACCUAACUGGGGAUUAUGAUGGUCACAUUCGAAGUUUGCUUUAUGGGAAGUGUUGUCAUGGGUAUGCUUCAACUGUGGCAGUGUCAUCACCCCCCUCUUCGAUUCUAAACAACCGGUUGUUGACUGUCACUAAUCAACAACCCACGAUGAUCCCCCGCGCCCCACAUUCUUUCCCUAAAACAAGCAUGACUCGUGUGUUCAUAGGGCCAUCACCUUUUGCUGGAAACUUCUUACCAUACCCUCCUAGUUCCAACUUUGAAAUGAAAUCAAAAUCACGGGGCACUGGAACGUUCUUCCCAGUUGUGAUUAAGCCUUUCAGGGAGAGAGCAUCUUAUCAAAAAGGAAAGGGGAAAAUCAGGAAAUUUGGUGCUGGUUAUGGUCAGCCUCCGAGAAACAAUCUUAGCAAAGGAUGGGUUCCUGUAUUGCUAGAGGAGGAGAUUGCUGUGCAAAGCAAUAACAUUAGCAGCAGCCAGUGGCGGACCUAGGCAUCAGAGCUCAGUGGAUGGGAGUGUGGGCUGAGGAAAGGUGACAAGAGGCAGAUUGCUGCUUUGAGAGUUAAGUAUGUGUCAGCCAUACUGUGCGCAGAUGCCAAUGAGUUGAAAUUGCAAAAUUUUAUGAAAGCAAGGGAGUUUGCAAAGAAAAAGGACGGAAAAAAGGUUGCAAAGAUUUGAGGAAGGCUUUAAGUAUAAUGUAGAAGGUGUUGAAGUUAAACAAUAUUUAAUUUUUCGUUGUUUUGAAUGACUUAAAUUUUGUGGUUGUGGUUCUUUUUUUACUUACAUUGUUUUUGGAUUACAGUUAGUUUGCUAUUAUUGGUAGUUUUUUGGGUAUUAUAAGCACGUGAAACAUAUGCUGAAAUGAGUUGUUAUACUGCACAAUUUGGUA
Molecule: messenger RNA, 2354 nt
Organism: Cuscuta epithymum
Lineage: Eukaryota; Viridiplantae; Streptophyta; Magnoliopsida; Solanales; Convolvulaceae
Source: the annotation of a GenBank genome assembly